Messenger RNA from [Torrubiella] hemipterigena, 5767 nucleotides. NCBI's taxonomy places the organism in Eukaryota, Fungi, Ascomycota, Sordariomycetes, Hypocreales, Clavicipitaceae. The record is from the annotation of a GenBank genome assembly.
CGUGCUCAUUUGUAGUUCCCUUUUACCUUGAUCAUCGCAUGCUUUCUUUUCCUUAGUUCUUAUAAGGAAUGACAGACUCGGACAGAACCCUUUUUACCCCAGAUAUAGUCCAGGGGUGAUGCUGAUUAUCUUUUUUUCACCUGUCUCGAUCCUGCGGCCUCAUACUUCUCUCUUACAUCCCCACGGGAACAUUUCUCCUCGUCGAUAUCCAGCCUAGUCUCUCUAAAGCGCAAACAUUGUUCAACCUCUCACUAGCGUCCACCUUGACAGGCUUUAUUUACUCCUUGUUUCGCGUUACUUAGCUUUCUUUACGCAUAUCAGUGGGGUCACUCGUCUCUUCUCUCGAGACUUCUCGCCUCUUCACUCUUUUCAUCUCACUGCGAACACUCCACGAACAACAGGUCGAACGCGCGUUUGAUCGCUCCCAAGUUAUCCCAAACCCAGUCUGCUGGAUACUGCAACACACCCUUGGGAAUCUUCUCACCACCCCGACAGUUUGAGAUCUCCUUCUCCGCCUGCGAACCUCUACGUCUAUAGUAGUCUCCACCAUCGUUUGCCUGUUGCCCACGAGGCUCUAAGCGAGCAAACUUGCAGACAACUGUGCCUCGGACUGAGUGCAUUCUCGUCGCAACACUGUUUCGAGCCCCUGCUGCAGGGAUUUCUCACCUUGAGGCCAAUAUCGCGCCUUUUUCCGAUUUAUAUCGUCGCUUCCAGGUUCUUGUCCUGUCGUCUUGGCAGCCCUGGCCCCUCGGUUAUUAGACUAACAGCGCGGGACCAGCCGGCCCUUCUACCCCCCCACACCCUAUCCGUCCACCCAACUGGGGCACGCUGUUGCGCUAAAGGGCCACUAGACUCUAGCGCCGUCUUGGGUUGCCCGCUUCCGCCCAAACACAACCUUCGACCCGUUUCUUUUCCCUCCACCCCGUCCCUCUUGUCGCUUCUGUUGCUUCUUUCCCACCACAAACACCAUCGUCUCGUAAGCGGGUGAUUUCUCUCUUAUCCCAGAGGGGUUCUCUCUGCUCUCUUUUCCCAGAGCUACUCUUGGAAUUUACCGACUCUAUCGUCUCUUUUCGCGUCCCUUCUCUCACCAAACAUACCGCGAAAGCAUCGAGUCUAUGAACAUAUUACAACCCCGGCGCGUGCCGAGCACUCCCCCAAUGAGCGACCUUUGCGACAGCGAUGGCCGUCCUGCCAAACGAAUGCGGCUUGGGCCGUCAGACGGCGAAGCUCGAAUCCGGCCCGACGCCUCUCUCGAUACUGUCGAUUUUGCAGCCGCUGGGCAGCUGGACGAAAUGGGCUUCGCCAUGUCUUUCGACUUGAAUCAGCAGCAGUUUGACACCAACUGGCGCUGGUCUCCAUCCCCAUCCUUCUUCCCUGCGCCAAAUGAUAUGCUCCUGCCCAUGGGGCCCAGUGAUACGCUAGAUCCAUGGGCUCCUGGUUCACCUAUACCGCAAAUAUUGGAUGCAUUAGGGACAACUGUUGCGCCCAUUCCUUACGAUAAUCAAGCAACUAUCCAACCUGGUGUUUUGGGGCCAGCCAGCCCACCCGCUGCUUCUCAUGACUCCAAAGCAUCCUUCACUACAGCCGAAAAGAAGCCAGCGCGGUCACUAAAUGAGAUAAAUCCCCAUAAUAACCAGCGCCGGUCGCAGACAGAUCGAUUUAUUAGUCCCUUCAAGGACUGUGUUGACACCUUUGGCACCUUCAACAGCCCUCGUUUUCAACGUCCAUCUAACGGGCAGAUUAACGGUUAUGUCAAGUUUAAUUGGGUUAAGAGAGCUCAGGUUGAAGAACUUGCCGACGACGCGGAGACCUCGAAAGAGCGCUCAACGUCGCCGACUAGCAGCCAGUCAACAAUAUCGACACCAUCUCCAGGAGCAGCACCCGCUACCACAACAGUAUCUACAACAGCUACACCAGCUACGACAGAGGUCUCAAAUGGUCUUGCACUUGAACGCCGGUCAUCAAGUGCGACUCUCAUUGACAGCCCCAUGUCGGCGCGAUCAAGUUUCAGCUUUGAAUCCGGCAUGCCGCUACCGGUAGCCGUUAGCUCAGGUCCAAAGCCAAGAAUGGUGCCCCCGGACUUUGGCCAUGAGCUUCCUAUGGAUUCCAUGGGCAGAAAGCUGUUUAGAUUCUAUAUCAAUAACUGGUGCCCUGGGCGAAGUAUUCUCAAAAAGUCAAAUUUAUGGUUGACUGAUUUUGCGAAAAUGCAAGGGAAAGUGGGUGUACUUGCUGCGAUUCAGAGCUUGGCUGGCAUCUACAUUUAUGACUACCAACCCAGCGCAAUAAUCUGCGAAGGCGUUAAUCGUCGGUUCCGUCAAGCAGAAGCGCGACUAACUGAUCUGCUCGAGAAUGCUGACACGCUGAGCUCAGAAGAUGUUAACGAACUCGUAACAAUCUCAGCGCUUCUCUCAAUGCAGGAUAUUGUCCUGGUUGAGCGACGGCUUAGGAGACCAAACCAACCACGCUGGUUGGAAGGGUUCAAACAAAGUGAAUACUUCUUGCGAAAGACAGAUCCAGGAUCGCGAUUCUGGAAUCCCGAGAAUGUCCAAAUGGAUGAGCUUCGCUUAUCUCAAUCUAUUAUCGUUGGACGUCAUGUCAUUCUUGCCCAGCCUAUGACGCCUUUGCCCAACCCCGACACAUUUGACUAUGUCAAUGAAGUCGAUAGGUUCGGAUGGCUACUAUAUGGCACAGAGGCUGAGAUGUACGAGAUCCACGGUGGCUGCGGCUUUUCCAAGCGUCUGUUGCAUACCAUGAGCCAGGUUACAUGUAUGGCUGCCCGACAGAUUCAAGAACCGGAAUCCCCCAUGCCUCAAAUGACCGCCGGCCGUCUCCUCACGGUCUUGGAUAACGUACGGCAAUGGAGCAAGGAGGGCUGCACAUGGGAAGUUGCCCAAACACAGCCGCUCCCUAUCACUUGGAUUAGCAAGACAUCUGAUGAGUACCGCAUCGAUGACCCCGUGGAGAUGACGGCUGUUACAGCAGAGGCCUGGCGAUUAGCCACCGUGCUGUAUGUGCAAUGCCGUCUUUUGCGAUUACCUCGCCAUCACCCUGAUGUUAUCCUCAAUCUCGGAUACCUUGCCAAGUGCAUUACCAUUAUGCCCACAUCAGGAUCUCAUUUCACCGCCCAAGCACCAUUGUUCCCAGUCUUUUUGCUGGGACUUAUUUCUACUGUACCAAAACACAGAGCUGUUGCCAUUGAUUGGUUUGAAAGCGUCGUUGAGACACCCGUUCGAAGUGUAAGUCAAAUCAGUUCAUUUGUCUACUCUAUCCCUGUUGGAUCUAAGAAAAAAAAUGGAAAAAUUGAAACACCGUGGGCUCCUUGUCCUGAGCAUGCAGAUCGCUAACCAUUUCACUCUGUUUAACAGAGCGUGCCCCCCCUCUAUGAUGCAUUAAAACGAAUUAUCAGCUGGCUCGACAAAGAUAUCGAUACCCCGAAGGACGAGAAGUUGCCUGCCCAUGUGAGCGACCGGCGACCGUGGUGGGAGCUGGUCGUGCUCAAGGCACAGGAGAAGGAAUAUGAGGUCCUAUGCCUCACAUAGUUGUACAAAUUGCCGCCAGGAUUUGCAGCAAUAAUAAAUAUAAAGCGAGAAACAAAGCACUUUUUUUUUUGCCACACUCUGACGAAUCAGAUGCCCAGACCAGGCUCAUGAAUGAACCAAUGGUCGGUGAUGUGACGGUGAUGAGGAUAAAGUUAGUCCAGGCCGGCGACGGCACUGUCGCCAUCGUUGCCAUCGUCUUUGCCCUGUCGAAUACGAACAAGAUAUUGUCCUAAAGCCACCCAUGUUAGCAAUGCCGUAGUAAAUUGUAGAUGUUAAGAUUGUCUGUUGAACUUACGGAACUCCGAUCCAGGAGCCUGCCACACUUUCUCGACCACAAGUCCAGCCUUACUGCACAUGAGACGAACGGAUUCUUCACCGUACUUGUGAGAGUCAAACCAAUCAAGCUCUUGACCCUUGUCGAACGUCAAGUCCAGGCUCUUGAUGGUGACGGCCGUCUUGGCGCGGAAGAAGAAUCGGUGUCUUGUGGUCGGGUGCUCCUCCAUCUCAGCAAGGAGAUCCCAGUCCUCUUCGCGGAACCAUUCUUCCUCAAGAAGCUCGUUGGAGAAUCGAAAGCCAUUGAGAAAGAACUGUUUGUAGAGGUCAUCGCAAGAGUGGUAUGCAUCCCAAAUUUUCUCCCCAUCUUGGGGCAUGAGAUGGCCGUCCAUGCCAAUCAGAAGGUAGUCGUCAGGUUGCAUGAGGCGGGCCCAGCUACGCAGGUGAGAAAGAGCUUCAAACCAGGGAUCGUUGCAGAGAACUGAGCCAAGCGAAAGAAAUAGUCGAGGGGACUGGAUAGUCUCGACGUGAGCCAUGCCGUCGCCAAAGGUGCCCCAGAGGCCGCCACACUGCACGGAAGACCCUGAGUCGGAGUGCAUGGACACUAGGUAGCUAACAUUUUGCUCCAAUGAUGCCUUGGAGAUGUCUAAAGCGAGGUAGGUAGCGGGCUUCUUAGCGGUUUCGAAUGCAGCGAGGAGAUGUUGGACCUUGCGAGUGUCACUGUGAUCCUGAAGUUUAGCAUAACGAAGAAAAACGGCUUGUAGUGGUUAGUUGGGACUUACCCAGCGCCAAGAUCGAUCAUGGUAACAUUAUCUGGAAUACGGCUGACAAUGUCGGCGCCGUUGUUAUCAAACAUAGCAAUUUCAUCAUGAGUUUGAUAGAAUUCAGGAAUCAUGAUGAUUUCGUUCCAGAUGAAGAGACCUAAGCCAUCGUAGAGCAACUCAUCGGGCAAUAUUGGCUUUUCACCAGGCUUGUAAAUGCCGGUCAGAGCACGUUUCAAACGCUGUGCAAUAUCGUCACUGAGGAUGCUACCCCCAAUAUCAAGGAUAUUGUUCCUGCAGACAACGGGGAACGAGUCGUAUGCCAUGGUGUAUGAGGUUAGAAGCAAAGGGUUAGCGAGAUGUUGUAGGUCAGCAACGAUAUGGCGAGCGGUCUGGGAUUUAAGUAAAGCCAGAGAGAUUAUAUAGCUAACGUUCGAUUUGCCGAACAAGAAAGCAAAUGUCGGAGAGCAAAGUUCUUUUGUUCCAACUUCCUUGCCCAAUGUGGGGAUCUUACACCAACUGCGGGCCGCACCGUGCAGAUAACCCUUGUUGUCAGGAGAAGAAGGGUUGGCGGAAGCUUGAGACGGUCGGUAGAUUAGAUAUGGAGAACUGCUUCCUAUGCUUGGAAUGUUUUAGGGGAGGCUCUUGCAGGGUUAAGUGAGUGUAAGGAGAUGAUAGUAGUUGGGGAUGCUGGAUAUCUGUUCCGAGUCGUGGAGAAAAGAGUCUCGGUCAGCCCGUGGUCGAGUCAAGGGUGUCGUUACCUGGUCUGACUCUGUUUGCUUCUUGACAAUGCGAUUUCUCUUCCGAAACCUUUUCGAGAGCUUGAAAACAGUGGGCUGUGCUCGAAUGGAAGCAAUCACUGUCCGGGAUGCGUAGCAGGAAUUAUUUGGGCCGGUGCAGAAGCAGAUCGGCCGACGGGGGAAGUGUUCAAGGGUCGUUCGGCCCGGUGUUUCGUUCUUUGACGUUGGCUUUCAGUGCCGAGAGAAAAGAUCAAUGGAGUAAAAGAAUGUCUGGAGAGAUGCAGCAGCGAGAAAGGUUUGUGGGAUAUUUGUGGUAAUAAAUAGUUGGUGUGGCUCUACAGCGUCGACUGGAGCGUUGCGUGGGUGGUGAGAGUAUAGUGAACCCUUGCAGUAGUCCAAUCCAAGGUGAGGUGAGGGUGAAGAAGAUCGGAACAGCAAAAUAGGGAAUGUUACA